This is a messenger RNA of Branchiostoma belcheri (Belcher's lancelet), 2056 nucleotides long. RefSeq lists its product as uncharacterized. The record is from RefSeq and is a predicted model, not a curated record. Gene Ontology annotation, cellular component: nucleus. Bases 52 to 1914 code for a protein of 620 amino acids. Lineage: Eukaryota; Metazoa; Chordata; Leptocardii; Amphioxiformes; Branchiostomatidae. The transcript is spliced from 13 exons. Gene Ontology annotation, molecular function: zinc ion binding; DNA binding.
AAAACAUUUUAGGCUGGGACAGAGCUGUGCAGGUCCUAGUCAGUUGUCACCAUGCCACAGAUCAAGGACUGGACAGAGGAGAUAUUCGCUCAGCUGAGAAGUCAAAGUAUAACUCUCAGGUCCAAAAAAGGACCAGUGUUCUGUGAGGACAUAGGGAAGAGGGAAGCAGACACAGAGAAAACUGCCAACGACCAGUCAGAUAGUUCAUCUGAGGAGGAGAAUCAGUCAGAUGAUGUACUCAAAGAGGAGGCAAGAAUUCAGCUUGAGCAUGAGGCAUGGAUACAAUGUGACAAAUGUUCCAAGUGGAGAAGAGUAGCAAAGGAAGUAGCAACUGAAUAUGCAAAUAAGGACUGGCUGUGUCGUCUGAAUACUGACUCUGAACAUAACAGCUGUACAGAUGUGGAGGAAACCCAUGAUGAGAGGAAAGCACAGAAGUACGGACUGCGCUACGUGUGUAGUGAGAUAGCUGUGGGAAGUCUUGUCUGGGCACGUUUAGAUGGCUUUGCCAGUUGGCCAGCUGUGUUGACCCCUGACCCAGAGAGUGGAGAACACACAGAGGUGGAUGAGGAUGGGGACAUCACCUGGUACCAUGUGGAGUUUCUUGGCCCCAAACCCUCUCACAGCUGGUGCAGCUACAGGAGGGUGGACAUUUACGGAAAGAAAGAUGCAGCACCAAAUGUUGCACAGGUAGCACAGUCAAAGACGAGAAAGAAAGGAAGAAGGAACCCUUGCCUGAAAUUGACAACUCCAAAGACAGGCCCAACUCUGAAACAGAAGAAACUGAACACUGCUGUCAAGGAAGCAGACUACCUGAUGAGCCUUACAAAUGAGCAGAGAUUACAGAGAUGUCAUUUCAAGUGGUCUCAGAGGACAACAGGAGAAUCAGAGAAUGGCAGCUCAACGGAGUUGAAAGGGUACAGAGAGAAGAGCAGUCCAGAUGUGGAAUAUACACAUAGCAAAAUCAUGUCUACAGAGAUGGGGAUGAGAAGCACAGGAAAGAAAGGAUCAAGCAACAACUCACAUCCAACAAGAAACAGGCAGACUGAGAAUACUGAUAGUAGCAACAAGAAGCAGAAAAGCAUGCAUGUAUCAAGUACUGACUUGCAGUGCCCAGCUUUUGCAGUUUUGCCUCCAGAUCUUGGCACAUGCACAGAGAAGGACUUUGGUAUGAUGGUGAGGGCUUUCUUGACAUCCCAUGGCAAGCAUGUCAGCUCACCACCAGUGUGGAAUGGUUCGAAGGUCAGCCUGCAUCAACUCUUCACAGCUGUCAUGGAAAAGGGAGGGUACAGCCAGCUCUCCAAGAGAGGCAAAGCAGGAGGAUGGGCAGGAAUCUACAGGGUACUGACCAAAUGCAGCAUGGCUUCUCAUGGAGGACAGGCAGCAAAGAAGUACUACGAAAGGAAUCUCCUGCCGUAUGAGAUGUUUCUGAGUGGCAGCUCUGUAGAGGAGAUACAACAGAUCAUGAAGAAACCACCUGGCCAAUCGAACAACUCCUCUACACCAACCACCGAGCAACAUUUGCUGAAGGAUGAUCCUACCGAAGACACUCUAGAUGAUGAAAUGCAAAAGAUGGAAGAUAUGGAGAACAUUCUUAUGAGUCUAGAUGAAAGUAUCAAGACAGGCAUGUAUGAUGCCAAAUCUGACACAGGUGGUAAGAGUCAGACAGGUGCUGCUCCCUUACUGAAGUUCUACUCCAACAUGUACGAAGAUGAGCCAUCUGGGGACUAUGAAGUGGCAAGCAGUAGUCUGAUGGAGGUGGAUCCUGACAUGAGCUUCUUGCCUGCUGUUGAAGUUGGAGUGCCGGCAGAAGAGGCUGAAAGACACGAGGCUUCCAUGAUGGAAGAACUGGAAGCCAUGCAGUUAGACCUGGAUGAACUGAACACCAGCCUUGGCCAGGAGCUGCUAGAGCUGUAGUUCGUGGGAACAGAGGUCUGUGAUGUUUCUUGUUGAAAGGCUUUAUUUUUAUUGAAACCUUUGGUCAAUUUCUAAAGAAAACCCAAAGGAUGAAAUUGCUUUUCAGGUUUUGGACUUGCUAAGCUAUUGUGAUAAAAACACA